UAAGUGAUAAGGGGUCACAUGGGUGUGUGUUCUUAAACAGUGGCAGCAACAGCCAGACUGGCUGACACACACACACAUACACAAACACACAGAAUUGCACAGGAAAAGUAUCUGAGACUGGAGGGACUGUGAUGCUUCUGGACGCUCAGUGGGGUUCUGCCCAUGCCUCUAACGCCACCGCCGGAGCCUGACCUGGAACCAAAAAUGAAUUGGGCGUCCUUCUACGCCGUGAUCAGCGGCGUAAAUCGGCACUCCACUGGGAUCGGCCGUGUCUGGCUCUCCGUUCUCUUUAUCUUCCGGAUCUUGGUGCUGGUGGUGGCGGCUGAGAGCGUCUGGGGCGAUGAGAGGUCUCAUUUUACCUGCAACACACAGCAGCCGGGGUGCAACAGUGUCUGCUACGACCAGUUCUUCCCCAUCUCACACAUCCGCCUGUGGGCACUACAGCUUAUCCUGGUCUCCAGCCCCGCCCUGCUGGUCACCAUGCACAUCGCGCACCGCCGACACCUGGACAAGAAGCUGUACCGCCGCACAGGCCGCGGUAGCCCUAAGGAGCUAGAGCAGAUCAAAAUGCAGAAGAUGAAGAUCACCGGCGCCCUCUGGUGGACAUAUCUGAUCAGCCUGCUGUUCCGCGUUCUCUUCGAGUCUGCCUUCCUCUACCUGUUCUACAUGAUCUACCCCGGCUACAAGAUGUUCCGACUGGUGAAGUGCGACUCGUAUCCGUGUCCCAAUACAGUUGACUGCUUUGUCUCCCGGCCCACCGAGAAAACCAUCUUCACCGUAUUCAUGCUGGCUGUGUCCGCCAUCUGCAUCAUCCUUAACAUUGCUGAGGUCAUCUUUCUCGUCGCAAAGGCAACCAGUCAGCACCUAAACAAUGCUAAAGACUCACCCGUGGGUGCAUGGAUCACUCAGAAAUUGUUCUCCUAUUAGAUGAACUAUGUUUUAGACACCCUUACAAACAUUUCUCUUUUUUGAGGUGCAUCAUCUUACUCCCUUCACAUUCUUCCAUCAGUCUUUACCCUGAUCUUCACUUGUAAAGUCACCCUGACCCUGAGGAACAAAACUCUGACAACACUGAGUUACAACUAGUUUUUACACUGAACUCCAAUUCUUUAUGGGUUAAUCAGGCAGUAGAGGGUGCUGUAAUGUGUUUGUAGAGAUAAAGAUUGGUGACCAUACAGCGUUUGUUAGCCACGUUUGCCUACCAUCUCUCGUUGUAAUACAAAAAAGCAUGUCUCAGAUGUGAAAUGUAUUAGCUGCCUGUUGCAUCUGUGGUCAGAGAUCAAUUGUGCUACUUACAUUUUUUUCUGAAUUGUUAGUGUGUAGAUGUGGCAACGCAAAUGAACUGUAAUAAGCUGUGAACAUUAUAAAUAUUAUAUCCACAUUUUUCUCUGUCACUGAAAGAUCUGUUGAACCCAUGUCAAUAUCACAAUGUCAUAAUCGGCUCCUGCUAAAUCUUUGCUAUAAAUGAACUCUUUUGUUCAGUUUUCAGGAUUUAAAUAGUGCUUAAAAUAAUAAAAUUCAAGUAAAGUCACUACUAGAUCAGCAAAUAAGAGUGAGCAGAAGUUUUAAUUCAAAUUCAAUUAAGUCAAAUUUUUUAAUUUAAAUAAUUAUCAGCUCAAAAGUCUUUAGAAGUUUUGCUUCUUUCUUUGUCAGUAAAAAAUCUCUAUGGCACCCUCUGGUGGUAAACAGCCAUGGUUUGUGAACUCAGUGUAAGUCUUUAAAGUCUCAGAAGGGGGACAGAAUUAAUACAGCAGCAGUAAAAGUGUGUAAACUCCUUAAGUAAGGGGUCUUUAGGUUUUCAUAAUAAAAAAAACACACAAACAUUUACAGUUUUACAACUAACAGUGUGUGUUUUAUGGGGGUUGGGGUCAAAAAGCCGGAUUACCUAAGAUUGUCCAAUAGAAUUGUCACAAACUCCCCUUGUUGGACCAGAUUAAAUUUGCACUUCAGCUUUGUAAAUCCAGGCAUGGUGCUAGCAAAAUUAAUAACUCCAACAUAUCAAUUAAAAAUGGAAGUUACUCAGAAAUAAUAAGGAUUCAUGUUAAUUGUUAAUUUUUAAUAUAUUUAUUACUGGAUCACUCUUACCGUUCUAAACAUUUACUAUGUAAUUUAGCACUGUUGAAAUAAAAGGUAUCUGUUUAAUGCA
Messenger RNA from Astyanax mexicanus (Mexican tetra), 2146 nucleotides. It is a transcript of the gene gjb1a, whose product is annotated as gap junction protein beta 1a. NCBI's taxonomy places the organism in Eukaryota, Metazoa, Chordata, Actinopteri, Characiformes, Acestrorhamphidae. The record is from RefSeq and is a predicted model, not a curated record. Gene Ontology annotation, cellular component: connexin complex. The coding region runs from base 163 to 927 and encodes 254 amino acids. The transcript is spliced from 2 exons. Gene Ontology annotation, biological process: cell communication.